CUCAAUCUCAAUCUAGAUGACGAUAACAAGGUGGGUUUGGUCGCUGAGGGUGCCAUUCAGCGUGUGGUUGGAGUUUUGCAGAGUGAGGGUGGGACACCUAACUGCAGGGCUCUUGCAGCCACCAUGUUGACGAGUCUGGCCGUGGUGGAAGUUAACAAGGCCACCAUUGGUUCCUACCCUUUUGCUAUUAAAGCUCUGGUUUCGCUUCUUCGAGAUGGCAGCAGCAGAGAAAAGAAACAAGCAGCCACCGCUCUUGAUGCCCUUUGUUCAUUCCCCGACAAUAAGAAGAGAGUCGUCGAAUGUGGGGCGGUGCAAAUUUUGAUCCAAAUGGCUGAUUCUUGGGUCGACAGGGCUUUUGAAGUUCUGAGUCUCUUGGCUAAAUGCAAGGAAGGCAGAGAAGAAAUGGCGAGGUUUGAUGGUUGUGUUCCAAUUUUGGUUGGAGUGUUAAGGAACGGAACUUCACGGUCCGUACAGCACGCCCUAUCCGCUUUGAUUUCGAUCUGUUCUUACAGUGAACAAGUGGGUUCGGAGGCUAGGAGGGAAGGGGUUGUAGAUAUUUGUUUGGGAUUGUUGGAUGAUGAGAGUGAAAAGAUUACGAGAAAUGCUUCGAGUUUAAUUCAAGGUCUGCGGAAGUACAAGCCCACGAGCUGAUUCGCCCUUAAAUUUUUACAUUUAUAGGGAAACUUUGUGAGCAACGAAGCGAAAGAGCUCGGCUUUGGGGAGGAGCAAGGACGCUUUUUCCUUCUUCUUCGUACUUCACUUGUGGA
Molecule: messenger RNA, 767 nt
Organism: Telopea speciosissima
Lineage: Eukaryota; Viridiplantae; Streptophyta; Magnoliopsida; Proteales; Proteaceae
Product: U-box domain-containing protein 8-like
Exons: 1
Cellular component (GO): nucleus; cytoplasm
Molecular function (GO): protein binding
Source: RefSeq, a predicted model, not a curated record